AUGGGCUUGUUCAGCUCUUCCAGGUCGAAACAACAAGCGACUUUGCGUCCAGAUUCGAUCAUUUCUCGCGGCUUCGGGCGUCGCAGCCGAAGCCGCAGCCAAGGGGAAGUCGUUGAUCGAUCCUUUCAACCACAUUCAGUGCCGACUACGAAUUUUGCCCCUUCAUAUCCCCUGGAGGCCCCGCCAGCAUACACAGCGCAGGCACCAUCAAAUACAUCUACCAACGCAUCAUGUUCCGAUUCGCCAUAUGCGUUCCUCACACAAUUUGAUACCGUUUUUCUUAUCGAUGAUAGCGGCAGUAUGGCUGGGCGCAGUUGGAGGGAGACCGAAGCCGCUCUGUCGGCCAUCGCGCCAAUCUGUACGCAGUUCGAUGCUGAUGGAGUGGAUAUCUACUUCUUGAACCAUAUAAACAGACAACCUUCCCAGAACACGGGCGCAUACCGCAGCAUUACCUCGCCGGUCGAGGUGCAUGAAGUCUUCACCAGCGUGUCUCCAAGAGGCGGAACCCCGACGGGAAAAAGACUGGGUCAGAUCUUGAAACCAUACCUUGACCAGUUAGAAUCCUUGAUUGAGAACGACCGGUUUGCCAGCUCCGAUUCGUUGCUGCGACCGCUGAACCUCAUCGUCAUUACGGAUGGUGUUCCAACGGACGACGUGGAAAGCGUGAUUGUCAGUGCGGCACGGAAGUUGGACCGACUGAACGCCCAGCCGUGGCAGAUUGGAAUUCAGUUCUUCCAGGUUGGUAAUGAACCUGAUGCAGCGGAGGAUCUUCGCGAGCUCGACGAUAGCCUUGCAGGUCAACAGGGUGUACGGGAUAUGGUUGAUACGGUACCGUGGAACGCAAACAAUGGCGGAGCUAUCACUGCAGAGGGUAUCUUAAAAGUUGUGCUUGGUGCGGUGCAUAGAAAGUAUGACCGCAGAAAUGCGGCGGGAAGAAGGGAAUGA
This is a messenger RNA of Uncinocarpus reesii 1704, 945 nucleotides long. RefSeq lists its product as uncharacterized. The record is from RefSeq and is a predicted model, not a curated record. Lineage: Eukaryota; Fungi; Ascomycota; Eurotiomycetes; Onygenales; Onygenaceae. The transcript has a single exon. Bases 1 to 945 code for a protein of 314 amino acids.